GUGCAGUAGCAAGAAUACCCUCAACUAACCAUCAAAACUAUUUUUUUUCUUAGUCAGUAAACUUUAAAUGGAGCAAGAAGCAAAGAGAAAUGAUGGUAAUGAUGGAGGAAAAGAUGAAGAGAAAUUGGUUCAUGAUUCAUCAGUUGAUCAUAAGGGAAAAGUUCCUCUAAGAGCCUCAACAGGUGUAUGGAAAGCCUCUCUCUUUAUCAUAACAAUUGAGUUUAGUGAAAGGCUAAGCUACUUUGGAAUAUCAGCAAAUCUCAUUUCAUACCUAACCAAUGUGCUUCAUCAAGACCUGAAAACGGCUGCAAAGAAUGUAAACUACUGGACUGGAGUCACCACAGUAAUGCCUCUAGCUGGAGGGUUCGUAGCAGAUGCUUACUUGGGCCGGUUCACUAUGGUUCUGAUGUCAUCCCUCAUUUAUCUCAUGGGUUUGAGCCUCUUGACAAUGUCUGAAUUGGUCCCAGUUAUAAAGCCAUGCAAUUUAGGCAUGUGUCAAAAACCAAGGAAAAUUCAUGAAGUGCUUUUCUUUGUUGCAUUGUAUUGUAUCUCCCUUGGAACUGGAGGGCACAAGCCUUGCCUUGAGAGCUUUGGAGCAGAUCAGUUUGAGGAUGACCACUUGGAAGAAAGGAAGAAGAAGAUGUCUUACUUCAACUGGUGGAACGUUGCACUUUGUUGUGGACUUUUACUUGGUGUAACAGUCAUAGUUUAUGUUCAAGACAAAGUGAGCUGGGGUGUUGCAGACCUUAUCCUCACUAUAGUUAUGGCAGUUACAAUCUUAACUUUUUACAUGGGGAAGAUUUAUUAUCGAUACCAGUUACCCGAAGGGAGUCCUUUAACUCCAUUGCUGCAAGUUCUGGUUGCAGCAAUAAGGAAGAGAAAAUUGCCUUAUCCUUCGAGUCCUUCUCUACUAUAUGAAGCACCAAAGUUAAACUUGUCCCAAGGAAGGCUUCUAUGUCAUACAAGUAGACUUAGGUUUCUAGACAAAGCUGCAAUAGUUGAAGACAGUGAAAACAUUUCAACUGAGAAGACUCGUAAUCCUUGGAGACUAGCAACAGUAAAAAAAGUGGAGGAAAUGAAGCUUGUUUUAAGCAUGAUUCCCAUUUGGCUUACUUCUUUAGUAUUUGGAGUGUGCGUGGCACAAGCUGCAACUUUCUUUGUCAAACAAGCAGCUACCAUGGACCGAAAGAUCGGCAACAAAUUCGAUAUUCCACCAGCAUCUAUCUAUUCUCUCGCUGCAAUUGGAAUGAUGGUUUCAGUUAUUACGUAUGAGAAGAUUCUAAUUCCAUUCUUAAGGAAAGUUACUGGCAACGAAAGAGGCAUAAGCAUCCUUCAAAGGAUAGGUAUUGGGAUGAUAUUUUCCACUCUAUCCAUGGUUACAGCAGCUUGUGUUGAAAUGAAAAGGCUGAAAGCUGUUGAAAAGGAGAUCAUACAAGGGGGGAAAAAAGGGCCAUUGUCAAUGAGGGUGUUCUGGCUGGCUCCUCAAUACAUAAUCCAUGGCUUGGGAGAUGGUUUUGCUUUAGUUGGUUUGCAAGAGUAUUUCUAUGAUCAAGUUCCUGAUUCAAUGAGAAGCUUAGGAGUAGCCUUUUAUCUCAGUGUGAUUGGUGUUGGAAGCUUCUUAAGCAGCUUCUUGAUCAUAAUUGUGGAUCACAUCACAAUAAAGGAUGGCAAAAGUUGGAUUGGCAAGGAUUUGAAUAUGAGUCGUUUGGACAAUUUUUAUUGGAUGUUAGCAGCCUUAAUUGUACUAAAUUUAGGUGCUUAUGUAUUCUUGGCAAGGAGGUAUUCUUACAAAAAUGUAGAAAGAGGGGUUCUUGUGAGUCAUUGCCCUGAAAGUGAUGGGGCAGAGACAGUUUUGUAAAUUUUUUUAUAGUAUUUUAUCUAACUCUAAUCCAACCAAGUGAUUCCAUUGGCCUAAAC
This is a messenger RNA of Durio zibethinus, 1917 nucleotides long. RefSeq names its product protein NRT1/ PTR FAMILY 5.6-like. Gene Ontology annotation, molecular function: tripeptide transmembrane transporter activity; dipeptide transmembrane transporter activity. Gene Ontology annotation, cellular component: membrane. The record is from RefSeq and is a predicted model, not a curated record. Gene Ontology annotation, biological process: transmembrane transport; dipeptide transport. Lineage: Eukaryota; Viridiplantae; Streptophyta; Magnoliopsida; Malvales; Malvaceae.